This is a messenger RNA of Anguilla anguilla (European eel), 1343 nucleotides long. RefSeq lists its product as uncharacterized. Lineage: Eukaryota; Metazoa; Chordata; Actinopteri; Anguilliformes; Anguillidae. Gene Ontology annotation, biological process: regulation of immune response. Gene Ontology annotation, molecular function: MHC class I protein binding; coreceptor activity. The transcript is spliced from 7 exons. The record is from RefSeq and is a predicted model, not a curated record. Bases 75 to 710 code for a protein of 211 amino acids. Gene Ontology annotation, cellular component: cell surface.
CACACACCGGCACACACACACACUGACAGGCACAGACAGCGCUGUGGAGCAGACAGGGCUCAGGCAGCAGAAUCAUGGCCCAGGGAGCACAGGUGUGGACGGCGUGCGUUUGGACAGCAGUGAUUGUUCAAUCUGUAUGGGCGUUGAAGAUCCAAUACCCCGUGCUGAACAUCACUGAGACUCUUGACUGCGGGUGCAGCACCUCGAACUGCCAGGCUGUGUUCUGGUACUGGCAGCCCCGGCACAGUCCGUCAAAAUUCCAUUUCCUCUUCUACCACAACGUUGUGGAUCGCGUGCACUACGAGCCGACCGUCGACCAGGACAAAUACAAGCAUGGUAUGAAGGGGACUAGGCCGACCUUCUCCCUGAAAAUCUUCCAUGUACAGGAGAGUGACGCAGGCCGCUACUUCUGUCAGCUCCAGGAAAGCCGCAACAUGCCGAGCAUCAUCGAGAUCGAGCUUCGGCCAGGAGAGAAUCCUCCAACCCCUCCUCCCACCCCAUCGCACCCAAAGAAGCCCCCAAAGAAGCCUUGCCGCUGUCUUAACCAAGGAAUCAAUAAGAGUCCGAAAGGCUGUGGGCGCCUGGUGCUCUGGCCCUUGGUGGGAGUGCUCGCCAGUCUGGCUGCUGUGUUGAUUGCCACCCUCUUCUAUUUCAGCCGACUACCCAAGAAGUGCCGCCACCGGUUAGUCAAGAAGAGACAGCUCCAAUGAAGGCGGGGGUGACAUGGAGACAGGUGAUUCUCCUGGCUGGCUGUUCAGACUCUGUAACUCCCCAUUUGGACUCAAAAUAUCACUGAUAUUAUACACCUCACACAUUCGUGUUCAGCAAAUGCGUUUAUUACAAUUCUGUGGUUGACCCGCCAUGGUUUUGUACAAUGUCAGUGUUAAUAAGUGUGCAUAGAUGGUUCAAACAAAUAUGUAUGAAAAAGAUCAUUCAUAUGCAGACAAGAUGCUAUCCUCCUUUUUGAUUUUGGUCUCUUUAUCGGCUCUGCUCCUCUCUGUGAUUGAUGUGGCUAUAAACUCUGGUGACCGGAGAGUCCUUUGAGAAUGAUCGUUGAGGCAUCUGUAUACUGAGUAAUUGGUGUCAAUUUUAAUGUGACUGACAUGUCUGUUUCAUCCUUGUUUAUAUUUAACUCUGUAUACAUUUUUAGAUAUUUGUAUAUGUAUGUACAGUAUGUUUUGUAAUUUUAUACUUUUAGGCUUGCAGGGGAACAAUUGUGAUGUAUAAAGUGUUUAUGCAUCUCUUGUCAUAAUGGUCUGGCAUACCCAAGCAACUGAACCAAAUAUUGAGAGUGAAUGAAUGUUUGGCACAUCUGUGAUGACAAAAUAAAAUGAAUUUUUGUG